CUGAAAUUCCCCCGCAACGAAAUAACAAUGGCUGAUCGCCUCUCCCAUUCUCUCGACGAAAUCGAAUCCCACACGCAUGCAAUCAAGCAGCAGGAUAAUGACGAGACAAAUAUCGAGUCCAAGAAUGGCGAGCAGAUUCAGCCAGGAGAUCACGUGUAUACACGUAUCCGGGGCGGCCGACAUGAAGGAAAUGUAGACAAGGUUGUCACCAGCGAAGAAGAAGCCGCCAGUGAAGGAGUGAAGAACCCACCAAAGGUGCUUUUCACAGACCAAAAAGGGAAAAAUGUAGCGCACAAUCCCAGUACUUUGGACGUCACGUCCAACAACAAGCAAAACACGUCAUAACGUGACUUGCGCAAUUAGCGACAUGUACACUUAGAUACACACACACACCUGUAUGGGGAUACGAUGUGUAAGACAGGCGAACCCAGCCCUAAGUAGUCGUACCUGUCUCAUACAACGCUAUAAAGAAAUACCGCAAUUAGGGUACACAAGCCAAGGACCCAAGAAAGACAGACAAGUAGUUUUUUAAAAAAAAAUCCCCGCAUUAUAUCGAUU
Messenger RNA from Exserohilum turcica Et28A, 558 nucleotides. RefSeq lists its product as uncharacterized. Bases 28 to 345 code for a protein of 105 amino acids. Lineage: Eukaryota; Fungi; Ascomycota; Dothideomycetes; Pleosporales; Pleosporaceae. The transcript has 3 exons. The record is from RefSeq and is a predicted model, not a curated record.